Molecule: messenger RNA, 2249 nt
Organism: Micropterus salmoides (largemouth bass)
Lineage: Eukaryota; Metazoa; Chordata; Actinopteri; Centrarchiformes; Centrarchidae
Gene: shtn1
Product: shootin 1
Source: RefSeq, a predicted model, not a curated record
GCUUUUCAGAACUUUCAGUCACAUCUCAGGGUCUUCAUUAAGCUCCUUUGUUUAGCCUGGUACAAACAUGACCACCUGAGUCAUUCUGACAACUAAAGAUAGUUCUCAAAACAGGUCACCCAAAGCUUAGUCACAACAUACAGUCUGCUGGAUGUGUCCAAUGGAAUUGGCUGUUUUAUAUUAUUUUAUAGAAUUGAUUAUCCACAAGACAUAUUUACCUCAUUCCACAGAUUCUAUCCUUUGCUUUGUGAACUUAUAGAAACAUUAGAAGCAUGUGGCAGGUCAGUGGGAACAAAACAAAGUUACAGUGUAAGCUUUACAAAGCAUGUGCACAAAUACAGUUUUAAUGGCCGAUUAUUACUGUCCCAUGUACUACCAUACAUUACCAUUUAACUACUGUGGUAUGAUCAUAUUUUUCUUUUAAAAAUAGAAUUUUCAAAUGUCAGCUCGGGUCUCUGGACGUCCUCAGUGAGACUGUACUGCAGCCUGUGUGCGUGCACGCGAGAGAAUCCACCUUCCAGGUGUGUCGCAUUGAAGCACUUCCUGGUGGACUUUGGUUCAGGAUUUUGUCGGUAUGGCUGCACAAGAGCUGGAUAAAAUGAGCGUCGUUACAGAUCUGUCUAACCAAGCUAUACAGGAGUAUGAGAGCCUGCAUAGGAAGCACAAGACCACAACCAUGGAGCGGAGCCAAGAGCUGCAUCUGGCACGUUUGUGGGACGUGCUGCGUCUGAUGAACUCCCAAGCAUUGACUAGAAGGGUCGCGACCAGCUCCGGCAGCCGUGGAGCAGCGGAAACAUGCCAUGGGCUUUGCUGGCUACUCUGGAUUGUAGCAGCAGGAGGGUGCGUGUGCUGCCAGAUCAGCCCCUUGGCUUGCAAGAGGCUGGAGGAGGAGAGAGACGAGGCCAUUGAGAAGCUCAAUAAGUUUCAGCAAGUUUCUCAGAUGGUUAUUGAAGAGGUCAGUGCCAUUCAGGAGAACCUGGAGAUCGAGAGAACAUGUAGAGAAAGUGCUGAAGCCUGUGCUAGUGUGUUGAACCGUCAGAACCGCUCUCUGAAGAGGAAAAGCAUGUUGCUGCUGUCCCACCUCAGCCCAGAGACCAUCACUGAGAUCAACCUUGAGGAUGAAGAGGAGGAGGAGUGUAAAGUGCUACAAGAAGCCAGCAAUUUCUGUCUCUCCCUCCAGUGCCGGGCCACCAUCUCAGAACUACAAAAUACGUUGGAGUUAACACUAAAAGAGAAAAGGCAAGCAGAAGCUGAUCUUGAGGCAGUAAGAGAACAACUGAGGGAAACCAGAGAAGAACUGCUGAAAGAGAAACACGGUAACACUGCUUUAUUUGCUGAGACAGUACUACAAAAGAAGCUCCUGGGGAAAUAUAACAGAGUAUCUCAGUUUGCUGUGGAGGAAUACGAGGUCUUACAGGACACCUUAAACCUGGAGAGGGAUCUGAGGACAGAGGCAGAGAGCAUUGCCCGAGCAAUGCUGGUCGAGCAAAAGAAGCUGAAGAGGCAGAGUCAGAUCCUAAUGCAGAGCUCCUUGCCCAGUCAAGCUCUGCAGGAAGCCCUCAGCCAGGUCACCAUACUAACCCAGGAUCUGGAGAUACAGAGGCUGGAGCACCAAAACCAGAUAAAGCAGAUGGAGGACCGUCUGAGGAACUGUGAGGCUCAGAGAGAGCUGACAGCACUGAGGCGUAAACUGGAGCUCGUGGAGGAGGAGAAGAACGAGUACAGCGACAAAUGCUCCAAGGCUGAAGUGGAGGUCAAGGAUCUGCGCUUUACAGUUGAGGAGCUCCAAAAGAAACUAAAUGCAGCUACCAACCCGACCCCGACUCGAGCUCCGGCACCUCCCCCGCCCCCACCACCUCCACCUCCUCCAGCCCCAGCUCCGGCCUCCAACCCGCUCAGCACACUGCUGUCAUUGAUCCGAAAGAGAAGAGACAUCAGUUCUGACAUCCCACUGGUGGUCCAGGACUCUGCCAAGACACCAGAAGUGGACAUCAGGCAGCAGGCAGUGGGGGAAAUGAUGCAAAGGAUCAAGAAAGGCGUUCAACUUCGACCUGUCAGCCAGUCACCUAAUAGGACCAGGAGACAGAUGGAGAGACUGCCCUCUAAUUCUGCCAUUCAGGAACUUAAAGGAAUCAUGGAGAAUUUCAAUAGAACCUCCCCCCAACUAAAGGCAGUGUCUCCGUCAACAAACCGUGACGAGGAACUGCAGAGGAUCCUGCUGAGGCGGCGGGAUGCACUGGAGUAGCGCA